ACAGAUUAGAUAUGUAAACUAAGUAAAUAUAGCCAGUUAUGUAAUAUCUCUAUGGUAAUAGUAACCAAUUGCUCCAAAAAUCUAUGUGAACUUUUUUUUGCUUUCAAUUGCUGAGUAUCGCUUUUCAUUAGUAACAAAUUAAAUAUCUAGUGCGACCAUUUUAACAGCUUAACAUAGUACAAAGUGAAGGUAAGAAUUGGGAUCAGGAAGUUAAUGACGGGUGGACCGAAUAAACGAAGCGAAGCCUUCAGGGCAGCUGCUUCUCAUUGGGCAAAUAUGCCCAAGAGGCCAAAGUUGAAUCUGACAUCUGCAGAAUCUCGAAGUAGUAAUGUAGCUGCUCCAGAUAUCAUUGAUAUAUCAUCUGAUGAAGAAUCUCAGGAGGAUAUCAUUAAGGUGCAAUUGAAAAAGUCGCCUAUUAAGUUAUUAUAUAAUCCUAGCUAUGAUCAAUCUGAGGAACUGAAAGUAAAUAAAGAUACCAUACUGAUCCAUAAUUUAGUAGGGGUAAAAGAUCUACUGGAAACAUUUCAAUUUAAUUUCAAUGUGGACUUAUUAUUCUUUUUAAAGUAUUUACAUCCAGAGUUUUCCAAAAAGAGAAGACGAAUAACUUUCAUUACUGGUUCAAAAUUGUUAGAACCUGGUCCAGUAUCUGAUCUUAUCAAUUCUAAAUUUAACUAUCAUGAGAUAAUAGCUAAUAUACCGAAUAGAUUUGGAAGUCAUCAUACAAAAAUGAUGAUAAAUUUCUUUGAAGAUGAUACAUGUGAAAUUGUCAUAAUGACUUGCAAUUUCACCAAACUUGAUUUUGGUGGUCUCACUCAAAUGAUCUGGAGAUCAGAAAGAUUACAGAAGGGACAAACCACAACUAUUCAAGGUAGUAGAUUCAGAAAAGAUUUACUUGACUAUCUAUUGAAAUAUAAUAAACCCGACAUAAAUUCUUUAGUUGAAAGAUUAAAAUUAUUUAAUUUCCUGUCAAUUGAAGUAGAAUUAAUCGCUUCAGCUCCUGGCGUAUAUGAUAUUCUUAAUAGUAAUAAGGAUGAUGAAAUAUAUGGUUAUGGAAAAUUUUAUCAAGUUUUGAAACGUAACCAUUUAUUAAUUGAUAAUAGAACUGCUUCCAAAAUGUAUAACUUCUUGGCUCAAGUGACUUCAAUAUCAUAUCCAUCAAUUGUGGAAAAGAGUCAAACUGGUUCUAUAUUCACUCAUAUUAUAGCUCCAAUGGUAUUUUCUGGUAAUCAAGAAUUCAAGAUCUUACAGCCUGGAGCAAAAUCUUCUAAACAACAUCAGAAAGAUCAUUAUUAUAUGCCACAUCUUAUAUUUCCUUCUGUAAAAGAAAUGUCAACUAAUAAUGUUGGGUUUGGUGCCGGCCAAGCAAUUCAUUUUAAUUAUACUCAAUCUUUUGUACAUAAAAAUCAAUAUGAACAAAAUAUAAAGCCUUACCUCCGAAAAUGGAAUUCUUCAGGUAAAGAUCAAGUCACUGGUCGGGAAUUUGUUAUGCCUCAUUGCAAGUUCUUUAUAUGUGAUAAUGGUGAUAAUUGGAAUAGUCUCAAGUGGUUAUUAGUAGGCAGUCAUAACUUGUCAAAGCAAGCUUGGGGAGGAAGCUCUCAAAAGAAAGAAACAAAGGGAGUAUCAAGUAAAUAUGAAGUAUCAAGUUAUGAAUUGAGUGUAAUGAUUAUUCCAAAACAAAAUGAAAAGCUAGUUCCUUGUUAUGGAAUUGACACAGUUGCAACAUCUGACGUACAACCCGUCAGACUACCUUUUAAACUUCCACCUGUUAGUUACGAGAAAGAUGAUACACCAUGGGCUAAUCGAAUGAGUCAUGGAAAUAUCAAAGACAAAUUCGGGGAAACCUACAACAUAGAUUAAGAUUAAUGAAAUUAAUGAUUUAUAGAAUUUAAUA
This is a messenger RNA of Scheffersomyces amazonensis, 1891 nucleotides long. RefSeq names its product putative tyrosyl-DNA phosphodiesterase. NCBI's taxonomy places the organism in Eukaryota, Fungi, Ascomycota, Pichiomycetes, Serinales, Debaryomycetaceae. Bases 214 to 1857 code for a protein of 547 amino acids. Gene Ontology annotation, molecular function: double-stranded DNA binding; 3'-tyrosyl-DNA phosphodiesterase activity; single-stranded DNA binding. Gene Ontology annotation, cellular component: nucleus. Gene Ontology annotation, biological process: DNA repair. The transcript has a single exon. The record is from RefSeq and is a predicted model, not a curated record.